AUGGCCGUCCCUAGCGCCACUACCGAUGAACGUAUGCACUAUCCGCAAAAACCCCGACGGACCGAAUACCAGGGUACUUACCCUAUCUCAAGGGAUGGCCAGAUUAAGUUGGAUUUAUGGAUGAGCACUCGGUAUGAGGCCCUACCUGAGCCCUCUUCCAACGAGGCCAAGAAAAUGAGGGUAGUCCCCUCGUUUCCUUACAGGGAUGUUCCGAUCUAUGGGGAUACGGCUGACAUUAUGGCAUUGUAUUUUCGUGGCGUUUGGGGUUGCUUGCUCACCCCGAAGAAUGUCAGUGACCUGGCAGAUACGACUGGCAUUCGUUAUCAUGUCUGGGUCGCUAUCAAGAAAGUACUGGAAAGAUAUCCGAGGCUUGUCCUUCGGCAAUUCCUUUUUGAACUUGGCUUGGCCAUGUUAGGUGUAGUCAAAGGCCCGGUGGUGAUAUUCAUCGAUUCGUGCCUUCACGACAGCAAGGCUGCCAUGGUGUACGAAGCCCGUGCCCUCGUUGAACUUUUUGACCGAGCUGAUGUCCGACGAUGGAGAGUUAUCAUCACGCUUCCAGCGACAGAUGACGGUAUCCGUGCUGCGCGCGAACUGACCAACAGAUACUCAAUAAGUAUACAUCUCUCAAUGGUGACUUCCCUUGCACAUGCUCGCGCCUGCAUCGAAGCCGGAGCAACUAUGCUGAGUAUGAAUAUCGCUCCAAUCAUGUCAUGGUUCGAGAAGAAAGACGAAGUGGAAGUCGAACACCCAAUUGCUCCCGACCAUCCUGGCAUUAAGACGAUACAGUCAUGCAUCAAUUACAUCCACCAAAACUCUCUGAACACUUCUUUGCUAUUAACUGACAUUCGGGAUUGGGAUAAAUUGAAGCAAUUGGGUGGCAUUGGCGCCGUCGCGCUGAGUCAAAAACAGCUCGAUCAGACUUCCAUGCUUGGGCUUACGACCUGGUUUCCAGAAAUAUUGGAAGAGUACGACUUUCCGCCUGUAUGUCAAUGUUCCAAGUAUCCUUUCGACUUCCGGAACCACGAGAGAGGUCUCGGAAUGACUUUGUCCGCAGGGGACCGUAGUAUCAUGUCGUCUGUGGUUUACAUUCACCUUGGACGAAACAAAGUUUUUAUGCAGAAGAUUGAAGAUGUCAUCAGAAAAGAAGUCGACGAGCGUCUCUACGUGGACGCCUUCGAUCCGCUCUCUACUACUCUAUAUGGCCAGGAGUCGAUUGGGUGGCGAAAACACGAACAAGACUAA
Messenger RNA from Suillus plorans, 1242 nucleotides. RefSeq lists its product as uncharacterized. Gene Ontology annotation, biological process: carbohydrate metabolic process. Bases 1 to 1242 code for a protein of 413 amino acids. The transcript has 7 exons. The record is from RefSeq and is a predicted model, not a curated record. Gene Ontology annotation, cellular component: intracellular anatomical structure. Lineage: Eukaryota; Fungi; Basidiomycota; Agaricomycetes; Boletales; Suillaceae.